Gaeumannomyces tritici R3-111a-1 is the source of this 3505-nucleotide messenger RNA. RefSeq lists its product as hypothetical. Lineage: Eukaryota; Fungi; Ascomycota; Sordariomycetes; Magnaporthales; Magnaporthaceae. The record is from RefSeq and is a predicted model, not a curated record. Bases 1126 to 3045 code for a protein of 639 amino acids. The transcript has 2 exons.
CAAGACCAGGGCCCUGUGCAAAAGCAACAAGAAGCUACCAGUACCAAGAGCAAGAACCGGAGCAAGGACAAGAGCUCACCUGCCUUUCCGUCCGUCUGUAGCGCAUCCAUCUUCACCCACCUGAGCCUCCUCCACCUCUCCUGCCCCCUUUCUGCGCGAACCGUGCUUGCAUCUGCCUGCCCUGGCACCUCCACCUGCCUCAGCUGGUACCCAUCCACCAACCUGCCACCGACGGGUACCUGCCGCCCCCUUUCCCGCACAUCUCCCGACCUAAAUACCGACACCCUCUCGGUCCCGUCACCGAGAAUCAUCCAUCGCCGCCGCUGAUAGCUACCGACCAGCCUGCCUCGCUCGUUCCGGCAACCUAGCCUAGAAUCCCAAUCCCAACCCUCGGCCCGCACCACCCACGAAACGAGCGGGACCUACGACGACGUUGCACACAGCUGCCGUACGAGCGAGCUAGACCAAUUGACACGACAGCUCGAGGCGCGCUCCUGCCUGAUUAGCCCUAUCCGCCUCCUUCGACGCCGCCCACGGAUAAGCCAUAGACUCUAUUUUCGCCAAGACACGGCUUCAGAACUUGCCUCGGAACCUUGAGCGGCCACCUGGCCCCUCCGCUUCCCUCGCCCACACCGGCGUCGCCCUAUUCCGCCAGUAACCUCUAGGAGAAACCAUAGCCACCAACGAGACUCGAGGCGCUGUGUAACUCGCCGUCCAUUCGUUCCCGAGCCCUCGCAUAUCCCACACAAGGCCACGCAAUCCGCGCCGACGCCCUCUCCACCCAGGCCAUCAGCGUCGCCCACAGCUCGGUCAGCGGCUCGCGGUGGGACGUCGCCGAGGGGGCCUUUGGUCUUGGUGCGUGCGAUGUGGGGGGUUGGCGUAUCUUGAGAGAUUCUGCGCCGCCAGGAUCGACAUCUUCAGCGAGAUUCUUGACGAGGAUCCGACGCCUUAAGCCAAUAGCCCAUCGCCCGCAUCGAAAGGUGGAGAUACUAGAUCGAAACCUACCGAGGAUCCUCUUGAAAUCAGCAUUCUGUUCCCCGGCAGCCGUCCACCAUCAAUCCACGCACCCAAGUCCCUCGAUCGCUUUCCCCCUUCCGCCUUUCCGACUCUAGUCCUCCCUCUGGCAUGGGCAUGGAUUCCCGCUUCGUGGCCAGCCGGGAGGAUCUUUACAAUGUCCAGAUGGAAGUGAAGCAGCUACAGGCCACGCAGCACAACACCACGGAACGCCUACUGCGUGUUGAGAGACGGCUGGCCGAGGACGCGGCCGUCAAGUCGGUCUGGGCCACCUCGCCGUUCCCCAGCGCCCUGAGCGGCACCCCUCAGCAUGGUCCCCUCCAAAUCCCGCCCGGCGACGUGUUUGACGAGUUCGACGAGCAUGGCCAGAACCUGCUCGGCUCCCUGCAUCUGGAUGCCGAGGACGAACCCAUCCGACGCGGGGCUGCGUCGAGAGCGAACAGUGUCCGAUUUGACGAGAGCGCGCUGCACGGCGCCAAUUGGGGCCAGGGCGCACGGCAGGCGGGCGACUUUGCUCCCAUCCGACCCAGCAGCGGCUUCGGUAUGAUGGAGAGGUCCCUUUCCCACAAGUCAGACGGUCGACAUAGCUCCGCCGGCCACUCGGUUCACUCGGUGCACUCGAUAGCCUCGGGCCGGGGAAGUAGCCUGGGACUAGACACGCACUUUAUGGGCGUUGGGCGAGAGGACGACUCUCCGCAAGACAUCCCUGCGCCGCCUCCCGGUCUUCUUGUUCUGGGCUCUGUUCCUGCUAUUGUGCGGUGCUGGCUGUCGGAGAACUUUGCUCACAACACGCUACUCUACGCGGAUGUCUGUUCAGGAGCACAACGCUCGACGCUGGAAUACUCUCUCGUGAAGGAGCUCGGGCUCGAGCAGGACAUCCAAAAGGGCGCAGACGGCGUCAGCCGCCUGACUGUGACGGUCUACCUGGCCGAGGCCAUCGUAGCCCAGUCCAACUCGACGAGGUCGCCAGCCCCGGGCCCCAACAUACCGUGCAUGACGGUCAACUUCGAACUGACGGGUAUAGAGCAAGCCGAGACCCGGGAGGCGGGCAAGGCCAUCCGCAUCUUCAUCGGCACCGACGCCCUGCGUGCUCACAGUGCCGAUCUUCUCUUCUCGCAGAACCUCAUGACGCUGUACAGCCGAGACCGAGACAAACUGUCGGUUCCCUUUGUACGGCCCGAGGACGACUCGCUUUUUCGCUUCCUGGCGACAACAAAUCUGGUGCCGGAAAAGCCCAAACUCAACGCGUCGGCGCCUGAAUUCAUCCUAAAUAACAUCAAGCCGCCGCCGCCCGCUGGGGCACAGCACACAGGCUUGCAAACCCCGACCGAAAAGGAGAACAAGGGAGAAAAUGGCUCUCCGGGACUCCCGCAUUACCAGGAUUCCAACUUUGGUCCUUCGAGCGAACAUUCUGAGAGCGGCGGCGAGAGCGAGAGGGCUUCCAUGGACAAGGCCAACAACAACACGGAGCACUCGGGCAGUGAAAAGGAGGUGCCGGUUUCGUCUACAGAGAGCGCGCGUCGAGAUUCGACGGGCAUCUGGGGCUCUUGGCGCAACAGCACAACCAACGGCGGUGGCGGCGGCGGCGGCGGCGGUGAACAUAGUCAACGCUCCGAAAACGGGCUAAGUGGCUACCAACCGGCAGGGCGCAGUCGCAUGAAGGUGCUCAAGCCGAGCAAGUCGCUGAACUCGUCUUCGACGCGACCAGGGGCGCCGUUCGAAUCGCCGGCUGCUACGAGAUCGAUCAACGAGCACAGGCGGAAGAGCCACGCCGGCGUCGAGAGCGCCCCCGCCAGUGCGACGUCGGCUACUGGAAGCACAGUCCGCUGGGAGAAGCGAAGCGUCAGCGGCACCGUCAGCAGCAGCAUGGGGAUGGCGGUCAAGGAGCCCAAGGUGCAGAGCGCAACCUUGGAUAACCGAAACCCACCGUCUAUCCUGCCGCGGUCUGUCAACCCGGUUGGAGGGGCAUCUGCCUUUUCGUGGAUGACUCCCACGUCGAAAACCCCCAAGACGCCAACAUUUGCUGAUUGAGCAAAGACGUGCGUGCCUGGUAGCUCUGUUAGUGCCUUGCGUUUUCUCAACACCCCUUGUCAACACUAGCCUCCAUCUUCGCUGCGUUACCCGCGCUCCAAGCUGCUCCAUUUGAGACAAUGAGAGCUUUGAUUGUCGUAACUCCUGAGGCUUGUCCCUUUUCACUCGGCCGGUCAUGAGGGCGGGAAGUUCACGGUUAAACUGGGCGAGGCAGCCAGCCACUGUUCUUGUUCCUCUGUAACGCCUAAUUUCGCUCUUGGGAGGAUCCUCACCGCGAUGACUUGUCGGUGCUAUGGAGAAGGAAUACGGAGCCGAAGAAGCGGAGUAGACAAGAAAAGCCAGAAAAAAAAGACGAUAAAAAAUAAAGAGCCAAACUUACAAGCCAGGUAUGGAUACCUACCAUGUCUGUAUGCCGGUGCACCGCUGUCACAGAGCCGAGGUGUCGAGAGUGUGGUGAGAG